GCGAAUCUGCAAUGUUUUUAAUCAGUUAUUUUAUUCUGAUAAUUUCUAAACCGCUUUUCUGAUAUAGGAAAAAUCGUUUUAUUUCUUAUGUUAUGGUUCGUUAUUCUUCCAAUUACUGGAAAGUGCGUGGGGAAAAGAAUUGGCUUUUUUUGCAUGAACUGAUGAAUGAUUGAAUCAGUUGUUUUCUCUGUCAAAAGCACAAUGGCCAACCCCCCAAAUAACCUUUUUGGCACCCCUGCCUCUUCGGGGACCGGAGGGGGCUUCAGCUUUGGAAGUGCCACCCCCGGCGGCACCAGUGGUUUCUCCUUUGGUACCGCCAAGCCAGCAACAGCAGCGGCAUCUACCACUUCCGGUUUAGGGACCGGCGGAUUUUCAUUUGGAGGGGGAGGGACCACUCUUGGCAGUGCUAGUGGGGGCCUCUCAUUUGGAAGUGGAACCCCUUCCACCACCGCUACAGCCGCCCCAGCAGGCGGCGGUGGUUUCUCAUUCGCCGGUGCUCAGCCCGCUGCAGCAUCAACGACCAACGCUGCAUCUACUGGUGGAUUCUCGCUCGGUGCGGGGGUCAAACCAGUCGGGUCUAACUUUUCCUUCGGCGCCACCCCAGCUGCAUCCACCGCCGCCCCAACUCUUGGUGGAGCACCAGCAAACACUGGCGGUUUUAGUCUCGGCACCGGUGCGACAGCCGCCACCACUGCAGCAGCUGGCGGUUUUUCGUUCGGCGCUACACCCUCCGCGACACCCGCUGCGACACUGAGUCUUGGCGGGACACCGACUCUCGGCGGGACACCGACUCUCAGCGGAGCACCAGCUGCCACCACGACGGCUACUGGCGGCUUCGGUUUUGGGGGCGGAUCUACUCUAGGGGGCGGCGCUAGCGGUGGUUUCAGUCUCGGUGGGGCAACCCCUGCGUCAUCCACGAGCGGCGGGUUCAGCCUGGGUGCCGGCCUAGGAGCAUCCAAACCGGUUGGCUUUGGCACGCCCGUCGUGUCUACCACCACCACUGCUGCGACCGCCGCUGCCGCUUCUGUCACCACAAAUCAAGGCUUCUCAUUUGGCGCCAAGACAGCAACAGCAACAACGGCGGUAUCUGCACUUGGAUCAACUACGGCGCCUGCACUAGGGUCGGGAACCCUCGGAACCCUGGGAACGCUUGGAACCCUGGGAACACCAUCCACGACGACGUCGAUAACUGGGGGAGGGUUGCCGUUUGGUGCAACAGCCACAAAGCCAUCCGAAGGGCUUGGAUCCUUGCUCGGCAAGCCGGCGACGACCUCCACCACCGGACCUGUCUCGGCCGGGCUUUCCCUCAGUCUCCCAGCAGCUACUAGUAUAGCCACAACUACAUCAAGUACAACAGGCCUGUCACUGGGAGGCUUGGGCGGCUUGACAGCAUCAAAAGCACCAACCACAACCACCACGACCACCACCGCCGCCCCUUCAACCCAGGGCCCGACCCUCAGCUAUCACCAGCUGGAGCAGGCCAUCAACAAGUGGACAGUCCAGCUGGAGGACCAGGAGAAGAUCUUCCUGACCCAGGCUACUCAGGUCAACGCUUGGGACCGGAUACUCAUCCAUAACGGGGAGAUGAUCACAACCCUUCACAGUGACCUGGAGAAGGUGAAGACAGACCAACAGAGGUUGGAGCAUGAGUUGGACUUUAUCAUGGCCCAGCAGCGUGAGCUAGAGGACAUGCUGGUACCCCUGGAGGAUGCCGUCCGCACCCAGCAGCAAGGCACCGUCUACUCGCAACACGCCGACUCGGAGAGGGAAAGGACGUACGUCUUAGCUGAGAACAUCGACGGUCAGAUGAAGAGGAUGGUCCAAGACCUAAGAGAAAUCAUCGAGCAUCUCAACACGGCCAACGCGCCUCAAGACACCAAUGAUCCAAUCACACAAAUUGGCAAGAUCUUAAAUGCUCACAUGGAUUCUCUUCAGUGGAUUGACCAGAACACAGUCAUGCUGCAGCGGAAAGUGGAUGAGGUGACUAAACAAAGUGAGAUCGUCCGACGAGACCAGGAGAAGAAUGUCCACCUGGCGUUUGACUGACCGGCGCCACUAGAGGGCGCUGUAACAUCAAAAGUGACAAUGACUCGCACAAUACCCUGCAUCUUGCAUUUUAGCUGACUGACUCUGGUUAUAAAAAAUACGGAGGACGAAAAGUGUGCGUCUGCUUUUCUGCUGUCAGAAUAGCAAAAUUUACCUUUUAAUAAAAUCUACUUUUUUUGCUUUUCUGCUACCUGAAAAAGGAGGUUUUACUUUUCCUCCUUUGUUUGUGGACGAAAAUUGGACCUCCACUGAAAAAGGAAAACCUUUGUUCCAAACGUUCAGUCAGCUUUUCUGCUAUUUUGGCAGCAGAGAAGCAGAUGUCCACUUUUCGUCCUCCGUUAAAUUUUGACUCUUCAGGUCACUGGAGCUUUCACAAAUAAUCAGAGGCAAAGAAGUUUUAUUGCCUAAUACAGAUAAGACUGGUGGUGGAUUGACUGCAAGACAGUCAUUAAGAUGUAUUUUUCCACUAGGGGGCGCUAUUCAUUCAAAAAGCCCAGAGCCGUAUAUAGAGGGAGUUGCAACAACUUCAGACUGUUGAACCAUAAUGGCCGUUCAUUAUGUGUACAGUGCAACGUGCGACUAUUGUGUACGAAUUAUAUAUGUGCACUGAUGCACAAUCCGCCAUUUUGGUUCCAAACAGUGUGACCCUUAUGUCGCAACUCUCUCUACAUGUAUAUACGGCUCUGGAAAAGUGUAUGGUUGCAGGCCAGUUAAUAAAGCCAAAGUUGCCUACUCUGGCCAAAUCAUGAUUUGCAUGCCCUCAAAUUCUCUGCUAUUAGAGCAUUUUGUGGGCCAUGAGCUUUAGGGUUUGUGAACGAGAGGGUUGGAAGCCAUGAACAGGAUUUCAAGCUUGUGUUUUUGUGAAAUUUGGAUGAAAUUUGGCCCAACAAUUGCUCUGUUUUGCAAUGGAGUGUAGGCAUCAUUUUUCAAAAGGGCGAUUUUUCAGGACUGUUUUUAGGGCUAGGGGUGAUCAUCAUCUUUGGAUGGAAAUUUCUCCCAAAAGUCAUCAGAUUACCCCCAAAAAUUGAAGAGAAAGUAAAAGAUGAUGACACAAGGUUUAAUUAAUGUGCGUCUCAAACACCUUGGAGAGUUGCGAGUAUUUUUCCUGAUUUUUGAAAGUGGGGGUUAUUUAUCACUGGGGUCUGUGGCAGUUUUAUUUACUGGUCUGCAACACUAGAGGGCGCUCUUCACGGAGGCCAGUUGACUGUAGCUAGCCACGCAUGUUUGACUUUGGCAAAAAUACAUACUUUUAUUAUAAAAGACGGUUAUGUUCACCAGAAUGUUUCGGGGAAGUGAGGAAAACACUUCCAGCAAAGUUUUUUAAGGGGACUGGUCCUUCGAUUAGUGGUUACAAAAUUUAUACUUGAUCUACUAUAUGCUAAGAAAAUUUUCUAGGGCACUUAUAUAAUGGUCAACAUUAUUUUUGAGGUUUUUGUACAUGGGUAGCCAAUAUGUACCUAUUAAAAGUAUGAAAUAAGGUAAAUUUUA
Patiria miniata (bat star) is the source of this 3534-nucleotide messenger RNA. RefSeq names its product nuclear pore glycoprotein p62-like. NCBI's taxonomy places the organism in Eukaryota, Metazoa, Echinodermata, Asteroidea, Valvatida, Asterinidae. The coding region runs from base 166 to 2046 and encodes 626 amino acids. Gene Ontology annotation, cellular component: nuclear pore; nuclear pore central transport channel. Gene Ontology annotation, molecular function: phospholipid binding; structural constituent of nuclear pore. The record is from RefSeq and is a predicted model, not a curated record. Gene Ontology annotation, biological process: RNA export from nucleus; protein import into nucleus. The transcript has 14 exons.